Molecule: messenger RNA, 990 nt
Organism: Echinostoma caproni
Lineage: Eukaryota; Metazoa; Platyhelminthes; Trematoda; Plagiorchiida; Echinostomatidae
Source: the annotation of a GenBank genome assembly
AUGACCGAGACGCAAGCGUUAGAGUGUCGCGGAUCGAGAUGUGCAUUUAGUAUUGAUGCAAUAUUACACGGUACUGAACCGAUCCAGUCAAGAUAUUCGACAUUCCGAGCACAGGAAUCAGUCCGAACGGAUCUCAUACCAAAAGACGAUCUGCCGCAACAGUGCAACUCGACUCGGUACACAUGGGUUCCCAACUGGAGUCCAACUAUCGAAUCCACUUGCCCACAUUGGUUACCAACACUGGAAUCGGUCCGGAACAGUUUGCAAUACCAUACGUGGUUUCACGAUUCGAUUCCUGGUUGUCAGACGAAUGAUCCCAGCACCAUCUCCACCGAACCAAACACAUCUGUGCUGCCGCGUCGGCAAACGAAAUCCAUCUGUUCCACCAUAUCGUCAACUCCUGGGCGAAAUCGCAGUGCGCGAAUCCCAUUCACCACCGAGCAGGCACGUGUUUUGGAAGAGAAAUUCACGCAGUCCCACUAUCUGAGCGGAUACGAAGUAACCAAAUUGGCUAAGCGGUUGCAGCUUUCUGAGACACGGGUAAAAAUAUGGUUUCAAAAUCGUCGCGCCAGAGAGCGCAGGGACUUGCAACAUCUGAGAUCCAAUCCGCAUCGGACCAGUGACAUCAAUUUGCAUCAGCUGUCUGUUGAACUCCGUCGGGAUUCCACGGGGGUGCAUUUUCCAGUCGAGCAUUUCCUGAGAUCGAAAGAUAUUACUUUUGAUUUGCAUCAAGCAACGAACCUGAAUGGUCGUUCUGCGUCCGACUUUACUUCAUCCUGUGUGUUACCAGCUAAUUGCCCGGAAAUCACAUCUGCCAGUUAUGUGCGUCUGCUCAAUGUCCAGCUUCAUGCACAGCGGAACCAAUCUAACGCAUUUCCCCCCUAUCUGCCCCCAACCACCAUGACACGCGUAUCCAACCGUGUCAAUGAGUCGCCCCUAUCUGAUGGGGUUUCCAACGCACUGAGCAUAAAGCCGGAAACCGGAGUCUGA